Molecule: messenger RNA, 2379 nt
Organism: Cucumis sativus (cucumber)
Lineage: Eukaryota; Viridiplantae; Streptophyta; Magnoliopsida; Cucurbitales; Cucurbitaceae
Product: glutamate receptor 2.5
Exons: 4
Coding region: 141-2252 (703 amino acids)
Cellular component (GO): plasma membrane
Molecular function (GO): ligand-gated monoatomic ion channel activity; signaling receptor activity
Source: RefSeq, a predicted model, not a curated record
GAGAAGUCAAAGCAAUUGUUGGAUUAGUGAAAAAACAAGAUUUGACUGUCAUCUCUGACCAUGAAAUUUCUGUCGAAAUUCCCAUUGUUUCAACCUCACAUGAACAAUUACAAACACUAAGAAUCCCAUAUUUGAUUCAAAUGGCCAAUACUGACAAUGAUAUCACCUACCCCAUUCACUGUAUUGCUUCAAUUCUCUCCCAUUUUCAAUGCCUCCCGAAGGUUACGAUCUUUUAUCAAAUCACAAACGAUCCUUCACUCUCACUCCAUCGUUUCUUCGAUUCGUUUUUACCUGCUGGCGUAGAGGUUGAGCACCGUCUCGCUCUCUCGUCGGCUUCCAAUCAAGAAAUAGUGAUUGAACAGGAAUUGACAAGGCUUAUGAACAACCAAAGGAGUAGGAAUUUUAUAAUUACACAGCUUUCUCUGGAGCUGGUUGAUCUUCUUCUAACAAAAGCAAAGAAAUUGAACAUGGUUGGAAAUGGGUAUACUUGGAUUAUCUCACAUGAAGUUUUUGACCUAAUUUCCUAUUUAGAUUCUUCUUCUUCCCUAUUGAGCAAAAUGGAAGGGGUUAUUGGGUUUGGUACUUAUUUCAAUGACUCAAGAAAGUCCUUUAAAAGCUUUGAAACAAAGUUUAAGAAGAUUUAUAGAUUAGAAUAUCCGCAAGAAGAAGAGCCAACAAAAGCAAGUAUCUUUGCCAUUCGAGCUUAUGAUGCAGCUCGUAACAUUAUCAGAGCCAUGGAAAGGUUGGGAGAUGAAAAUUUAAGAUCAAGUAGUAAACAACUAAUGGAUAAAAUUUUAGAGAGCAAUUUUGAAGGGGUUAGUGGAAUGGUGAAAUUCUCCAAGAAAAAUGGGAUGUUAAUAUCUGAAUCACCAAACUUCAAAAUCGUUAAAGUGGUGGAUCAAACCUACAAAGAGGUGGGUUUUUGGACACCCAACUUAGGUUUUGUUGAGAAUUAUGUGGAAAUUAUUAGUAAAACCACCACUAAAUUAGUUAAACACAGCAAGGGAAAUUUGAGAAAAAAUUUGAGUGUUGGAGAUUUGUCAAGGCCAAAGACAUCAUCGAGUGAAAAUUUCGAUAAUCAUCAUAGCAAAAAAAAGUUCAAAUUUGCAGUUCCUGAGGACGCAGCAUGCAAAGAAUUUGUUAAAGUGAGCCAACAUUUGAAUGGAAAUUACAUCACUGGAUUUGCCGUUACCUUAUUUAGGGCUGUUAUGAAUAAUAUUAACAUGUCAGAAUUCUCGGACUAUGAAUUGGUUCCUCUUAAGGGCACAUACAAUAAGAUGAUAGAGGAUGUCUCCAAAAAGAUUUUUUUUGGAGCUGUUGGAGAUAUCGGUAUAUUAGCACAACGCUAUAAACAUGUGGAUUACACGGUAUCAUAUUUAGAGACAGAGAUUGUGAUGGUGGUGCAACAAAAAGAUGAUAAAUGGAAAAAGAUAUGGGCUUUCAUGGGGGCUUUUCAACUUACAAUGUGGCUCUUAAUACCCACAAUGCACCUUUUUAUUUCCUUCGUUAUUUGGUUGAUUGAACGCCAAAAUAACCCAGAGUUGGAGGGUGUUGGAAACAUGUUGUGGUUUUCUAUUUCCAUCGUAUUUUACAUGCACAGAGAACCAGUGAAGAACGGGAUGGCUCGAUUGGUGUUAGGGCCAUGGUUGUUUGCGAUACUAGUGAUAACGGCAAGUUUCACUGCGAGUUUGGCCUCGAUGAUGACGAACUCUUGGCUUCGACCAUCAGUGCCGGAUGUCGAAACGCUGAGAAAGAUGGGCCAUAACGUAGGGUGCAACACCAACUCUUUCAUAUGCAGUUAUCUCGCUGAUACCCUAAAAUUUGACCCUGAAAAAAUAAAGAAGAUAGACUUGGUAGAUGAAUACCCAAAGGCAUUUGAGAGUGGUACCAUUAAGGCUGCUUUCUUCAUAAGCCCCCAUGCUAGGGUAUAUCUUGCAAAAAACUGCAAAGGGUACACCAAAGGAGUUUCCUCUUUCAAGCUAAGCGGCAUAGGCUUUGCUAUGGAAAAGGGGUCGGAGCUUGCUUCAAGGGUUUCGGCAUCAAUUGUGGAAUUAACGGAAACGAACGAGAUACCACAAUUCGAAUCCAACGUGCUUGCCUCUUUCAAUUGUUCUUCAAAUGGCAAAGGAGAUGGGGUGGGAUUAGGACCUGAGCCUUUCAUGGGCCUAUUCAUCAUUUGUGGCUCUAUUGCCUUUUUGGUUUUGAUAUAUAUGGCCUCUCAAUUCAUGAGAACGAUUCUGAAGUCCGUUUGAGCUUAGUUUUUCCUUUUCUUUCGUUUCUCCACCGUAUGUAAUCAAAAGUUACAUUCACAAUGUAUAUGUCUAUGUUAAGUUGAGCUAAACGAUUAUAAAUAAACCUUUUGCAAUUUUUUAAAUGAAA